UAGGGAGGCUGUGGUCUUAACUGUGAGGGCCAGGGGGCAAAAUGCCAUCAUCUAAACAACUAGCUGACUUUGGCUACAAGGCCUUCUCUGCCUCCAUCAUGCUGCUCAUCGUGUAUGGCGGCUUCCUGUGUAGUGCCCAGGCCUAUCGCUACUUUCAACAUCGUGGUGUCCUCCAUCAGGCAGGGGAAGAACAAAAGGCUCCAAACAUUCUACGGGACUGA
Molecule: messenger RNA, 221 nt
Organism: Trichosurus vulpecula (common brushtail)
Lineage: Eukaryota; Metazoa; Chordata; Mammalia; Diprotodontia; Phalangeridae
Product: cytochrome c oxidase assembly protein COX14-like
Exons: 1
Coding region: 42-221 (59 amino acids)
Biological process (GO): mitochondrial respiratory chain complex IV assembly
Cellular component (GO): mitochondrion
Source: RefSeq, a predicted model, not a curated record